GAAAUGGAUGGAAAUCAGUCAAGCAUUACAACAUUCAUCCUCCUGGGUUUUGGUAACCUCCUUGAAUUGAGGAUUUCCCUCUUCAUAUUAUUUCUAGCCAUUUACACUUUGUCUAUUACUGGGAACCUCCUCAUAGUUUUUCUGGUGAUAGUUGACCGACAUCUUCAUACUCCCAUGUAUUUCUUCCUCAUGAACCUGUCCUGUUUGGAAACAUGCUACAUUUCAACUAUUUUACCCAGGAUGCUGGCUAGUUUCUUGACUGGGAACAGAUCAAUAUCAGUUGAGGGAUGCAUCACACAGUACUAUUUCUUUGGCUUCUGUGCAGCUACUGAAUGCUACCUUUUGGCAGUUAUGUCUUACGAUCGGUAUCUGGCUAUAUGUAAACCUCUGCACUACACAUCUCUCAUGAAUGGUAGACUCUGCCUCAAGUUGUCAUUCACAUCUUGGAUGAGUGGCUUGUUGACCAACACUAUCAUUACCUCUUGUACACUAGAGCUUACAUUUUGUGGGCCCAAUGUAAUUGACCAUUUCUUUUGUGAUAUCUACCCAGUGGCAAACUUGUCCUGCAGUAAUAACUACUUAGUAAAACUUGUAACUUUUAUUCUGGGUCUUAUGGGAACAGGCCCACCUUUUCUCCUAACACUGUCAUCCUACAUUUGUAUUCUUUGCACCAUCUUGCGACUUAAGUCCAAAUCUGCUCAGCAAAAAGCCUUCUCCACCUGCUCAUCCCAUCUCAUUGUUGUGACACUAUUCUAUGGCUCAAUAAUUCUUGUUUACAUAGUCCCUGAAACAGAAACACUGAAGGAGCUACAUAAGACAUUCUCCCUGUUCUACACUGUCCUGACUCCUAUGCUCAAUCCACUCAUAUAUAGUUUGAGAAAUAGAGAGGUGAAGAAUGCUUUUUUCAGGUCUGUCAGGAAAUACAGAAAUAGAGUUUCAUAA
Molecule: messenger RNA, 942 nt
Organism: Sceloporus undulatus (fence lizard)
Lineage: Eukaryota; Metazoa; Chordata; Lepidosauria; Squamata; Phrynosomatidae
Product: olfactory receptor 10A7-like
Exons: 1
Coding region: 4-942 (312 amino acids)
Biological process (GO): G protein-coupled receptor signaling pathway
Cellular component (GO): membrane
Molecular function (GO): G protein-coupled receptor activity; olfactory receptor activity
Source: RefSeq, a predicted model, not a curated record